Molecule: messenger RNA, 1728 nt
Organism: Marasmius oreades (fairy-ring Marasmius)
Lineage: Eukaryota; Fungi; Basidiomycota; Agaricomycetes; Agaricales; Marasmiaceae
Exons: 5
Coding region: 1-1728 (575 amino acids)
Biological process (GO): glucan catabolic process
Cellular component (GO): extracellular region; cell surface
Molecular function (GO): glucan endo-1,6-beta-glucosidase activity
Source: RefSeq, a predicted model, not a curated record
AUGUACAUCACUCCGCCUUUACUCGUUCUAAUCCUUCGUUUCUCCUUCGGGCACACUAUCGAUCCCGCAAUGCAUUACUCGAAUGCUGGGCCAGGAGGCCCCCCUUCGCAAGAAGCAAGUUUACAUUCUCAGUACACGAAUCAAGAGGAUUGGCACAGACCUCUCAAAAAUCAAGCUCACAAUGACUCUGCCAGGCAGCUGCUCGAAGAUACCAGCGUACCUUGUUCUCCAACCAGCACCGAUGUUUCGUGUCAUUCUUUCUCGUUGUCAGACAUCUAUCGUUAUCGGCAUCAGCGAUCCGUGAAUCUUGGCUCAUGGUUCGUCUCAGAAGAAUGGAUGGUACCCUCUCUCUUCAAUUCUGCUAGUGGACCCAAGACAGCCGAGAUCGACGUUGCUUCUGGUUUCAAUGCUCAGUCUAUCCUCGAAAAUCACUGGGAUACUUUUAUCACUAAAACUGAUUUUGACUACCUGGCAAGCAUUGGGAUCAACACUGUCCGUCUUCCAAUAGGAUAUUGGUCCCUUGGACCUGCUUUUUGCCUAGAUACGCCAUUCCAAGGAGUAUCUCAAGUUUAUGGAGGUUCCUGGGCUCGAGUAAUGCGCGCUAUCGAAAUGGCGGGGAAAGCUGGCCUAGGUGUUCUUGUGGAUCUGCACGGGGCGGUGGGCAGUCAAAACGGCCAGGCUCAUUCUGGCAUCUCGGAUGGACACAUUAGCUUCUUUGAGAAUACAGCCAAUAUGGACAAGACGAUUAACGCUCUUGUUUUCUUGAUGGAGCAACUCGUCCACCUACCUAAUGUUAUAGGUAUUCAAAUCCUCAACGAACCCCAGGAUGACCCACUGCUGUGCGAUUUUUAUACCGAAGCUAUCUCUAGAAUGAGAGCUGUUUCUCCUGAAGCGUCUAACUUUCCUCUCUAUAUCCAUAACGCCUUCAAUCUUCCGAAGUUUACAAGCUGGGUCGCCGAUAGGACCGACUUCGUCGUUCAAGAUCACCAUUCUUACUUCGUGUUCACACCUUCCGACGCCGCUAAGCCUGCCUCGCAGCAUACUUCCGAUGUCAAUUCUCGUGUUUCUAGUGAACUCGGCAGCCCUGUGCCACGGCACAAUUUAGUGGUUGAUGAGUGGUCGUGUGCUCUCACUUCUCAAAGCCUCGAGCCAGAAGAACAGAAAGAACAGUCCAUCCGGGAGUUCUGUCAAGCACAGAUGGACGUCUACGGUAAAAUGACUCCUGGCUGGGCCUUCUGGUCAUUGAAGACAGAAGAUUGUGAACAAGAUCCCGCUUGGUGUUUCUACUCCGCAGUGAAAAAAGGAGUGCUCCCUCCUCAAUUCUUUUCGUAUAACGUUUCCAACCCUUCGUUCUUCUUGAAAAGCCAUGGGCAGCGGGUUCUCCCUUCAAACUCGAGUUUUGCUCCUUUAUUUCCAUACAUUCCUGCUGACCUGCCUCAAAGUAUCCUUGACUAUCUUACCGAUGUCCAUGAUCCAAUCUCGGUCCCCAGUUCCCCUGAAGACAAGGGAUUUUCGGAAGGAUUCAAGACAGCGAAAUUUUUCGCGCUGCAUGAACUCUCAAAACUUGGUUUUGUCGGACAAUAUAUCAAUGACAUCUUGAAGUCCGGUCGGGCUGGUAUUGACACAACAAAUGAGGGUGAUUGUUUACGUUACCAGGACGCAUUCCUUCGGGGUUUGAAACGGGGCGAGGAGCAGAUAGCACAAUUCAUUGUAACCUAUAAUUUAUGA